AUGAAUAACGCUCGCGCUGUUUCCUCUUCGAAUGAAGAAAAAGACCAAGAAGCGAAGAAGGUGGUGACGUUUGUCACCGGAAACGCGAAGAAACUGGAAGAAGUAAAAUCGAUAUUAAAAUUAGCCUCAACAGACGAAGAAGAAGAAGAAGAAGACAACAAAGGAGGAAAAAAAAUGAUGAUGAAAAUUAAUUUAAUCUCACGAUCGAUCGACUUACCGGAACUCCAAGGCGAUCCGAUCGAUAUCGCCAAAGAGAAGUGCUUGUUAGCUUCGAGAGAGAUAGAAGGACCAACUUUAGUGGAAGAUACGAGUUUAUGCUUCAACGCGUUGAAAGGGCUACCCGGGCCGUACGUGAAGUGGUUUUUAGAAAAAACCGGAUUGGAUGGGUUGAAUAACAUGUUGCUCGCGUACGAGGAUAAAACGGCGUACGCGCAGUGCGUGUUCGCGUAUUGCGAGGGCGGCGAGAAGAGCGCGGAGGAAGUGGAGGUGUUCGUCGGGCGGACGAACGGGAGGAUCGUAAAAGCGAGAGGUAAAACGGAGUUUGGAUGGGACGCGGUGUUUGAACCGGACGAACAGAGAGAUGUUGACGAGAAGAAGACGUACGGAGAGAUGGAGAAGGAGGAGAAGAAUGCGAUUUCGCACCGGUUUCGAGCGUUGGAAAAAUUGAGAGAGGCAAAGUUUCGAUGA
Messenger RNA from Bathycoccus prasinos, 687 nucleotides. Its product is annotated as inosine triphosphate pyrophosphatase. Gene Ontology annotation, molecular function: nucleoside triphosphate diphosphatase activity. Gene Ontology annotation, cellular component: cytoplasm. The transcript has a single exon. Gene Ontology annotation, biological process: nucleoside triphosphate catabolic process. The record is from RefSeq and is a predicted model, not a curated record. NCBI's taxonomy places the organism in Eukaryota, Viridiplantae, Chlorophyta, Mamiellophyceae, Mamiellales, Bathycoccaceae. The coding region runs from base 1 to 687 and encodes 228 amino acids.